Messenger RNA from Lepus europaeus (European hare), 1224 nucleotides. It is a transcript of the gene AADACL3, whose product is annotated as arylacetamide deacetylase like 3. The transcript is spliced from 4 exons. The record is from RefSeq and is a predicted model, not a curated record. Gene Ontology annotation, molecular function: carboxylic ester hydrolase activity. NCBI's taxonomy places the organism in Eukaryota, Metazoa, Chordata, Mammalia, Lagomorpha, Leporidae. The coding region runs from base 1 to 1224 and encodes 407 amino acids. Gene Ontology annotation, cellular component: membrane.
AUGGUGAGUCUGGCCCUGCUCUUGCUCGUGGCUGUGUGUGUGCUGUCCUCGGGGGUGUGGCUCUGGGCCAUCUGCACCCACUUCCUCAGGGAAGAUGUCCCGGCGGGUAUCGGCCACCCCGUGAAAAUGCGGGUUCUCUCUUGUCUUAUACAGCUGGUGAUAACCUGGGGCUUGGUUUUUGAGAAGCUGGGGAUCUGUUCGAUGCCCCAGUUUGUCCGUUUCAUACAUGACCUGAGGGUGCCAAAGAAGGACCCGGAUGUCCUGGUCACGGAUCUCCGCUUCGGGACCAUCCGGGCGAAGCUGUACCAGCCCAAGGCAUCGUCCAGCACCCCCAGGCCCGGCGUUGUGUUCUACCACGGUGGCGGCACCGUCAUGGGGAGCUUGAGAACCCACCACGGUGUGUACUCCUAUUUGUCCAAGAAGAGUGACGCCGUGGUCCUGGCUGUCGGAUACCGAAAGUCACCCAAGUACAAGUUCCCGGUCAUGGUGAGAGACUGCAUGGCCGCCACCGUCCAGUUCCUGAAGUCCCUGAACGCGUACGGCGUGGACCCAGCACGAGUCGUGGUCGCUGGUGACAGCGUGGGAGGGGGCGUGGCAACGGUGGUUUGUCAGACCUUCCUCAACCGUCCGGAUCUGCCCCGGAUUCGGGCUCAGGUUCUGAUCUACCCUGCUCUCCACGCCCUGGACUUCCAGUCCCCUUCCUUUCAGCAGAAUGAGAAAAUCCCCCUGCUCACGUGGCAUUUGGCUUUCUACUGUCUAUGCUGCUACCUGGAUAUCAACCCUUCCUGGCAGAGCACCCUCAAGAAGGGCGCCCAUCUACCUGCCAAAGUCUGGGCGAAGUAUGACAAGUGGCUGGGCUCAGAAAACAUCCCCGAGCGAUUUAAGAAGAGAGGCUACCAGCCCGUGCCCCGGGCGCCCCUGAACGAAGAUGCUUACCUGGAGACCAGGGUCCUCCUCAAUUUGAUGUGCUCGCCCCUGAUCGCCGAGGACAGCGUCAUGUCUCAGCUCCCGGAAGCCUGCAUCGUGAGCUGUGAGUACGAUCUUCUCCGGGACCACUCCCUGCUGUACAAGAAGAGGUUGGAAGACCUGGGGGUGCCGGUGACUUGGCACCACAUGGACGAUGGUUUCCACGGAGUGCUCAACACCAUCGACCUGGGCUUUUUGCACUUCCCGUGCUCCAAGAGAAUCCUGAAUCUCGUGGCCCAUUUUAUCCGGGGGCUGUGA